Puma concolor (puma) is the source of this 895-nucleotide messenger RNA. NCBI's taxonomy places the organism in Eukaryota, Metazoa, Chordata, Mammalia, Carnivora, Felidae. The record is from RefSeq and is a predicted model, not a curated record.
AUGCUUAUCCACUCAGCUUCUCGUCUUCCAGCCGAGUGCCUGCUCGUCCAGCUCACUCCAGGUACCACGACCUUGUCGCAGCCUAUUCGCAGUCCAGAGAAACUGAAGGAAACUGAUUGCAUUAGCUCAGAAUCCUCUCCAGGACGACCUAGCAACUUCCACACCUUUUAUAGCCAGUCUUUGGAGGUGAGGCCAGACACAGGGUUCCUUAUAGUAACAGGAGCAACCAGACAGGUCAAAGUUGGAAAUUGUAAUACUCCUAAACCAAGCUUCUUUGAUUUUGAAGGAAAGCAAAAAUGGGAAGCAUGGAAAGCCCUUGGUGAUUCAAGCCCCAGUCAAGCAAUGCAGGAAUACAUUGCAGUAGUUAAGAAAUUAGAUCCAGGUUGGAAUCCUCAGUUACCUGAGAAGAAAGGAAAAGAAGCAAAUACCGGUUUUGGUGGCCCCGUUGUUAGUUCUCUGUAUCAUGAAGAAAUCAUCAGGGAAGAAGACAAAAACAUAUUUGAUUACUGCAGGGAAAACAACAUUGACCAUAUAACCAAAGUCAUCAAAUCGAAAAAUAUGGAUGUGAAUAUGAAAGAUGAAGAGGGCAGAACUCUACUCCAUUGGGCAUGUGAUCGAGGACAUAAAGAACUAGUCACAGUCUUGCUACAAUAUAGAGCUGAUAUUAACUGCCAGGACAAUGAAGGUCAAACAGCUCUACAUUAUGCUGCUGCCUGCGAGUUUUUAGACAUUGUGGAGCUGCUGCUGCAGUCUGGCGCUGACCCCGCUCUCCCAGACCAGGACGGCUGCCUGCCGGAGGAGGUGACAGGUUGCAAGGCUAUCUCUUUGGUGUUGCAGCAGCACACGACCGGCAAGGUAUAAUCAAAAGGCUGGAAGACCACAGUCCGUAACAUCA